Polypterus senegalus (gray bichir) is the source of this 8399-nucleotide messenger RNA. It is a transcript of the gene tmem161b, whose product is annotated as transmembrane protein 161B. Lineage: Eukaryota; Metazoa; Chordata; Cladistia; Polypteriformes; Polypteridae. The transcript is spliced from 9 exons. The record is from RefSeq and is a predicted model, not a curated record. The coding region runs from base 1403 to 2509 and encodes 368 amino acids.
UUAGAGUACAAUUAAAAGGAAAUUGAACAAAGCAAAAAACUUAAAUAAUAUUUCACUUGAAACUAAAAAUUUUGUGUUAAAUGAAGUAGACAGGCUACUAAUAUAAAUAGACUGGUGCAGGGGUAGCUUAAUGCUUCCUGCCUAUGUUGACGUUUACAGAUCUACAUAUUUGUGUAUGUUCAUUUCUUUCUCAUCCAACAUAUGCUCUGGUAUGGCGAUCUAACUGUCAUCUGUCUUUACAUAUAAAUCUUUAGACAUAUAAAUAUGCCUCUGUAUGUAUGCAUUCAUGUGUAUGUUUUAGGAAAUUAUGGAUCUCAAAAACUUACUUACAUUAAACAAUUUAUAUGGCAGUAAUCAUUUGGCAUAGGUCAAACCAUUUUUGAAGGAUACAGAAAUACUUUAGGCAGCAUACUAGAGUACAAACAAUGGACCUGGGGCCUGUAAGAAGACAAACAUGAUAGAAAAGAUAAGAUGUUUGAAAAGAUAGGUCAAAUUUUUUGUGAAGUUAUUGUUGUUUACACAGACACACAUGCAGACACCAUGCUUUAAUCAACUUUUCUUGAUGUUUUGAGCACCAUAGAAUCAGAGUCUGCACUUAACUCGGUAGCAAAUUUUUGGUGCACUAUAUAUUAUUCUUAAUAUUCACACAGUUACUGUAUACAGCUAUGGGUACAUGGUCCCCGAGAAUGUUUAAUUUUAGAAUUUCAGUCGUACUCCAACCAAUAUAUCCCUUACCAGUGACCUUGGCAGAGUUAACUUGAACAAAUAUUGCUCUAAAGAAAAGAUACACUGUUACUUCUUUUCAAGUCUUGUUUUUAUUGCUAUACAAAUAAUUGAGGACUUCCUUUUUUUUCAUUUGGGUCUUUUAUUAUUAUAUGAACAUCUUAAGGUGGGAGGUAUUCUUCUAAUCUUGGGCCCCUGGGUUAUCUUAAAUUCAUCCAUAGAAACUGCAUCAACAAAUUAAAUAGACAAUGCACCUUUAUACCCUUUGAGCAUCCUUUUGUCUCUUUGUUUUGAAAUUUAAAGAAGAUGUUAGAUGUAUUUUUUUUUUUAUAGAAAUGCAGGUAUGAAAAUACAGAAUGAAAAUGGGCCGUUAGAUGAAGACGAAGGAGAGAUUUUGAAUACUUUUGCCACGUGAUUUUUCUACUUCAUUUUUCUUUCAGUGUUAACUGACUCUGCUUCUCACUUUAUUUGUUCUUCUCAAACAAAACAAAACUUUGAACAUUACAGCAUCUGCAAACGACACAAAUACCCAUACAGUCUCUAGGUGGAGCACUGACUCAGAAUUUUGCUACAUGUAUGAUGUCACGCCUUCACUCUCACUGAGACUGCCCAGGACCAGAAAUUUCAAAAUAGAUGGCAUCUUUCUUUAAGGGUUCCCAAGAUUCAGCGUAGAAAACACAUGUUUGCAUCUACUGUCACAAAACAUGUCAAAAGAAUCACCACUGACUCAUCUCACUCAGGACAUCAGAUGUUCCAAAAACUCCUCUCUGGAAAACAUGAUAGGAAGGUUCUCUUUUCGCUAACUACCCAUUACUUUCAUGUCCAGGAAGGAGGGGAGAGAUCUGUUUGUAUUACAUUUGCUGCCUUCUUUUUUGUCAAAGCAAUGGCCAUCCUGAUUGUGACUGAGAAUUAUUUAGAAUUUGGCCUUGAAACAGGUUUUGCAAAUUUUUCUGAAAGUGCUGUGCAGUUUCUUGAGAAGCAGGGACUUGAGUCUCAGGGCCCUAUUUCCAAAUUAACAUUUAAACUACUCUUGGCUUUUCUGUGCUGUGUAAUUGGUGCAUUUUUAACAUUUCCUGGCUUGCGUUUAGCUCAGAUGCAUCUUGAUGCACUGAAUUUGACAACCGACAAAGUAACACAGACACUCCUACAUAUCAACUUUUUGUCUCCUUUAAUCAUGGUCUUACUGUGGGUGAAACCAAUAACAAAGGACUACAUAAUGAAUCCAACUUUGAAUAAAGAAAGUGUGCCUUUAAUGACUGAAGCCACCUAUGACACACUUCGUCUGUGGAUUAUCAUUUUGUUGUGUGUACUGAGACUGGCAAUGAUGCGCCAUCAUUUGCAAGCUUACUUGAACCUUGCCAAAAAAUCUGUGGAUAAAAUGAAGAAGGAGGCUGGCAGAAUUAAAACAGUUGACCUUCAAAAAAUGGUUGCCAGAGUAUUUUAUUACUUGUGCGUAAUAGCACUUCAGUAUGUGGCCCCACUGGUCAUGUUACUUCAUACCACACUACUUCUCAAAACUUUAGGCAAUUAUUCCUGGGGUGUUUACACAGAGAGUGAACAGACAAAGUCAGAUCAGGUUAUGGAUCCUUCUAAGCCACUUCCUGCUUCUGAUGCCACAAAAGUCUCUUUGGCACAAAUAACAUUGGCCUUGGGAGGCCUCAGAAAUGUUUUUAGUCCUCUCUUGUUUCGUGGCCUUUUUUCCUUCCUGACUUGGUGGAUCGCUGCAUGUUUGUUUUCUACUAGUCUUUUUGGACUUUUUUAUCAUCAGUACUUAACAGCUGCAUAGCCAUCUACUGUAUGUAGAAUGAAAGCAAAACAAGCAAAGUGCAAAACUGACAUGGUACAUGUGAUAAACGAGAUGACUGCUGCAUUGCUACAAAAACAUUUGAACUUAGUCCUCUUUUCUCCCUGUCUCAGCAAGUUAAUGCAUAUCAGCAGAAACAACUACUGUGCUUCCUACAUUUGAAUAAAUUAAGAGUCUUAAAAAGUAACAGGGAUUCAAUUCCUUGUGUUUUUGAGAAUAUGCGAACCCAUCACUUAUUCACUUGAAUAGUGGCAACAAAAAUAGGUAAAUAAACAUUCUGGUUUUGGCUCUUAAGCUGCUAAAGACAAGGAAGUAGUGUAAUGUGAGUACACAAGACUGUUAUAUUUCCUGUAUUUACAUUAUAGGUAAAUUGAAAUGUGAACAGAAAAAGUAAUGUAUUUCUUUUAUUAUUGUUUCAUUCAAACUGAGCCAUAGUUAACAAAAGCAGACGAGUUUCUCAUGAAGAUUUAUUGUUCUUAGCACAGUCAUGUGCAAUACUGUCCAGCCAGUCUGUUUUAUGUCCCCUGUUCAUUAAUCUUUCUUAUUUUUGUAAAAGUUUUUUUAUAUAUAUAUGUUUUAAAAUUGCCUUUGGCUUGCACUUGGAUCAAAGAGAAUGAAGUAAACAUUAUUAUAGACCACCUGAAGGAUUCUGGGGGAAGAUGACUUUUUCUUUUUUUCUUAACUUAUGACAUCUGCAAAAUGUUGUUUCUGUUCAGUGCAUUUUACCAUUCACCUUUCAGGAGAGUAAAGUAAAUAUCAUAUUGACUGAUCUGUCAUUUGAAACAAGCAAAUAACCUGCAUUUUAAGUAAAAUCUGACAGUAAUUUAUUUUGAUCAGUAUUAUCCAUUUUUACAGGCAUUUAAAUAUAAUGCUGAUAGUAUUAAAGAAAAAGGUGACUUAAAAGAAGAUUCUUGACAUUUUCUUUACAUAAAGAUAUCAGUUCUCUUUUGUGAAUGUAAUCUUAAUGCUUUAAUGACAUGAUAUAUUUCUGUAGACACCAACAUAUGUAUAACACUUUAACACACCACAACCCCUGCUUCGAAUGCAAUGUUUGUACUAGAUGAAUGGAAAUUUGUUAUAUAGAACAGAUUUAUGCAUUUCAGUUUUUGUAUUCUAUAUUUAGCAUUUUAGAGAACUUUUUCUUGGUUAUAACUGGUGUUCACUGAUGAGAAAAUAACGAGAAAAGACAUAAUCGAGAGAAGAUGAAUGCCAGUAAUUUAAGAAGAACUCUGGGUGAGUCUGUGUCACGAAUUCAUAUUUGCCUCCAUUUUAUUAUAAGGUCUGCCAUGGAGACCAAAAAAAGCAAAGACUGGACCAAUGAAUUCUUUAACUGCCAGGUUAUUAAUUCCAAACUUUCAGUUAUAAUAUGCUAGUGUUUUUUUAUCCUUUAUAUAUGUAUAUUUUUUUGUAUUGCAAGGACUGAGGUCAGUUAUUAUUGUAACUGAUAUUUUGUUAAACACAGUUCUGUUAACAUUACAUUAUGGUAGUUUACUGUUACACAUCUGGGACAAAUGUAUUAUUUGUAAUAAAGUGUGAAUGACUGUGUUCUAGGUAACCUUGUUGCAAUUUAGGCAAAAGUAAGAAAAACAUAAAACAAAAUAUGAUAUAAAUUGUUUAUUUUUUGAAUUUAUUUAUGAGAUGAUAAUUAGUGUUUGAUAAUCUUUCUGAUAACUUUUGUCUAUCAAUGUAAUAUUGGAUUAGCCAGCUUUGCAUUUCUGCAUGUAGAUCUUUUACUUUAACAGUUUCUUCAUCAUAAUGUAAACAUUUUCAGUAGAACAAACACUGUUUCAGAUAUCUUCUGUUCUAAAGUCAGCAGCAUAUACAACUUCACAAUCUACUCUCCGUUUAGAAGGGCUUUGGCUUAAUACAAGUCCUUUGAUGUUUGCCAUGCCAUCCUUUUUCCACAUUAAUGAUAAUUAUAUAAAGAAACAUAUAUUUGAACAUAUCUGUGAAUGUGAGGUUGUGCUAGCAGUGUUUUUUUUUUUUUUAAAUACAUAUUUUAGAAUUUGCGAUAACAUUACAAACAGAAGUCAACAUUUUGUUACAUUUCUUCAGAUUAAAUGUGUAUUUGUCAUGUACUUUUAAACAUACUACAAGAAAAAUGUAGGUGUAUUAUUUAUAGGGACUCGAUAUAAAGUUGAACUGAAUGCCAGUAGAGGCUGCAAGAAGCAGGGGUUUAUUGUUUCACUUACAGGCAACAGUCAUUAGCAUGCUCUGAAUGGCAUGGACAUUGCAGGAAGUCCACCAAAGUGCUUAUAUAAAAUAAUUAAAAAUCAUAUUUGACAUAUAUGUUUAUAAUACUGCAGAUACAUUGGUCACUUCCUGAGGUCAUGUAUGAGUUGGAAUGAUCAGCUGCUCCUUGGCUCCUCAGCUGCAUGAGCAAUAAAACAGAGAAUACAACUGUGCUUUAUUUAAGGAUCACAUUUAAAAAAAUUGUUUAAUUUUUUUUUUUUUUUCCUUUAAUACUGUGACCUUCUUCCUCUGAGAUCUGGUUACACUCUGUCUUGGCUAUUAAGGAAGAAGGAAUGAAACAAAAGGGCACAAGUGUUUCUCUUUAAAAAUUUGCAAUAAGCUACUUACACUCAUUUGUCCACAUAAGGUCACGAAUUGCAGGCACAGAUGAAUGUCUGAUUGCCGUUUAUUUUGACUGAAGCAAAAAAAAGCCAAAGAGAAGUGAUUCCUUGCUACCUCUAGCCUGGCGAUGCUAGUCUCAAAAAGCCAAGACUGUAGUACACUAUGUCACCUCUAAAAAUGUUCUAGCCACAAAUCUAAAUUAAGAACUAUACAAAUAAAGGAUCAUAUCAAAAGUUAAUCUGCAGAAAGCAUAUUAAGACAAUUUUAAGAAUUAAAAAAAAAAAAAGUGACUCUGUGUUUGGAUGUUACCCAGCUCUUAAUGUGCACACUUCCGUAAGAUUACAAGCAUGGAGAAAGAAGACAUAUGAAACACCAGAAAAGUGCACAAAAAUAUAGAGAGUCAAUACACACAAAACCAUUGGGGUACCAAGAAAUAAAGAUCGGCUUAGCUCUAAAAUAAAUCACACAAAAUUACAGUAGUUAUACAGAAGUUAUUCUACUGCGGAAUAAUCCCAUGAAGUUUAGUAGCUGAAAAACGGAAACGCAAGUGCCCUUUCUUCUUUUCUGAUGACUGAGAUAGAGCGUUUAUGAGUGGCAAGCUGACAGUGUCUUAUUGAAGUCGGAAGUAAUUAAGUCUUUACAGGCAACAGCUUAGCCUACUUUAACCCAGAAAACAUUUGGUGGAGUUUGAGUCUGGGUUUUGUGCACUGUGAAUUAAAAACAGAUGCCUUUGUUGGUCCUGUGUUGCUUUCCACCCAAUGAUCAAUAUUCAUGUUGUGUAUUUACAGCAACAGGAAAGUUUUGAAUUGGCUACUAGGAUCACUAGGUGAUAUAGUUCUUACUUGAACAAAGUCACCUUUAAACACCACUUCCUUGACAACUUUGCCACAAGCUGCUCUUGGGAAAAGGUGUCACUAACAUGUCAUUGAGGAUUGGUCAUAAAUAAAUUUGGAUGAGUUUAAUCCAAAAGAACCUCCUAAAUCAUAAAUUUUGCUAAUUUGUUUUAUCCUCUCAUUUUCUCAAUCUCUUUGAAAUGCUCCUCGAACAUUCUGUGUAGUAAGUCAGCAGUGUUACAUCUCUGCUGGAUGUAUUUAUCUUGGCAUUGCCAAAGUAUAAAUGAGUAAAAUUUAGAUGUGAGUUACCACAAAAGUUUGCCAUUCAUCCUAUGACAAACUAAGAGAUGCUCAGUUUUUUCAUUAAUAAGACACAAAAAAUUAAUAUGGUAAAUAUCUCUUUUAUAAGAAAUAAUGUUCAGAUGAAUUUGUUUUACAGUCUUAUAUAGGGUACAUAAGCAUGAAGUUUUUAGAGUGCUUGGAGUUUUCUUAAUGUACUCUUCUUGUCUAUGUAGCAUGAUGUUGAAGGUCAUUACUGAAAUUAGCCCAUAAAUGUUAUGCAAUAAUAAUUUUAAAAUACCCAGUUUUACAUUAAGUAAUUAUAGAAUAAACAUUUAAUUUUUAACAUCAGUAUUAUGGACUAUUUUGUAAGAAUAAAAAAAUAUUUUAAGCGUAUUUUAUAUCUAUAUUUCAAAAAUAAUAAUUAUUAAAGUUUAAAAUCUGCACCAUAAUGCAUGAAAAAUUACGUUUAUAUAAACGAAAAAUGUUCCAAGAAAACCUUCCAAUAGCCAAUAAUGUAACUACACAUUUCAAAUAUUUACAGAAUACUUAAACAAUGCUUACAUUUAAACACAUUAUUAUUCUAAAAUUGGGAAGAUGCUCAAUAUUAUCUGUUUCUCUUACGUAUUGCACCUCUUCCAGUAAUGCUAUAGGGACGUCAUUAUAUUGUUUUUGCAAUUCCAUUUAUAAAUUUUGUCACUUGAGAAAGCUAAUUUCACAGGAAACUGAUUAGCCACACUUCUAGGAGUCACUGUAGAAAGGGUUGAAUGUGUAAGUGCUAAACUGUGUAGUGAAGUCAUCAAACUGAAAAGUGAAAAGCCUAAAAUACAAGGCUUUGAAGUGAGGAUUAUCCACCCCAUGAAUUAAAUGAAAUUGUAUAGCCAGCAGUUGUGUCCAGCUGUAUGUACUGUAUUAACUUUAUUUCUUCUCCUUGCUUAAAAUGCAAGCUGUUUGUUCUGUUUUUCUUGGCUGAGCAGUACAUCUUCAUUAUUGUGACGAUUAAAAAAUAUUUUAUGUCUGAUGCUUUGCAGGGCUGAAUCAGAAUGAACAUAGGUCAAGGUUGAAUUUUUAUUCAGUGGCUUUCUACAAGUUCAUGUAAUAAGUAUUAUUUUAUAUAUACUGUGUCCAUAGAAAAUUGCAACUUAACAUUUUUCUUUAGGUUCAAAAAAGUAGUCUGAGCUGACAAAUACUGUUUAAGCUACAGAGUGUUGAAGAUGCAAAACACUUUGAAAUGAAGCAGUUUCUCAAAUGUGAAAUAUUGAACUUUACUUAAUUGGAGGAAUUCCACCUUUUGCCAAUGCUAAAGCAAAAUUUUGGCCAGAGUUCUUUGCACUUAACACAAGUAGGGAACAUUCAAACCAUAAUUAUAGUUUUGAUUUAAAAUUUUAUAUGAUAAUUUAUUUAGGAAUGUUUUUUAUCAUGGAAACCCCAGCCAAGUGGGCAUCACAAAAAAUGUUACUGUCAAAAUAUGCAAUGCCCAUAAUAUCAACUUGUUUUCUCUAGCUGAGUUUCAUUAUGUGUUUUACAUGGUGUAAAAGGUGUUUGGUGAAUGUUAUAAUGAUUAUGUUUAUGAAGCACCUUUUGGGUAAAAAAUAUAUAUAUAUAUUCUUGUUUAAAAAAGUAAAGGAACAACAGUACAGCAAAGUGGUGUUCCCUAAAUUGCAAUUCCUAGCUUUGCCAGGCACUGAUUUUUUUUUUUUUUUUUACUCCUUGGUACAGUGGCCUUAAGUACUGUAGAUUUAGAAUUUAUUCAUGUGUAUCUUUUGCUACCUUCUCCAGACUUUGUUUUUAUUUUUUUGUUUGUUUUUUGUUUUGUUUUUUUAAUUGAGAAUUUAAUUAAUAGUACUGAGGUGGUCAUCCAUAUAUUAUGUAAUUGCAGAUUAAACUGAACAUAACUGUCAUAUUAGUGAAUAAUAAUGCCAAAGAAUUAUGGAAAUUAUUUAUGUAUUUAUUUACCAUUAAUUAAAUAGUAAUAAUCAAGGCUCUUUUUAGAGCAAGUUUCCUUGUCAAAUUAAGAUUUAUCACAAAACAUUUUGGCAUGCCAAGCAAUUCUAUGAAUGAAUUCCUGGGGAGUUUUUAUUUACUCUUUAACUGAAAGCAAAAACAAUCACAACUAAUUGUUAUAUAUUUUGAUUUUAAUGUACAUGUUUAGGUUUAACAAAAAUAAAGUGUAAUUUUGGGAUACA